Molecule: messenger RNA, 1154 nt
Organism: Ceratina calcarata
Lineage: Eukaryota; Metazoa; Arthropoda; Insecta; Hymenoptera; Apidae
Gene: RpLP0
Product: ribosomal protein LP0
Exons: 5
Coding region: 108-1061 (317 amino acids)
Biological process (GO): ribosomal large subunit assembly; cytoplasmic translation; ribosome biogenesis
Cellular component (GO): cytosolic large ribosomal subunit
Molecular function (GO): structural constituent of ribosome; large ribosomal subunit rRNA binding
Source: RefSeq, a predicted model, not a curated record
UAAUAGAAUUUAAAUAUGGCGGAACUUCCUCCUUCUUCUACACACUGUACCCGUAAACUUUGCCAAGUCCUUAAAUUGUAUCAUACUGUCCCUGCGCACACGUCAAGAUGGGCAGGGAGGACAAGGCAACGUGGAAAUCCAAUUACUUUACGAAACUCGUUCAACUGUUGGAUGACUUUCCCAAGUGCUUCAUCGUGGGUGCUGACAAUGUCGGUUCCAAACAAAUGCAACAAAUACGCAUGUCUCUCCGCGGUAACGCCGUAGUAUUAAUGGGAAAGAAUACUAUGAUGAGAAAAGCGAUCCGCGGACACAUUGAGCGGAACGCGGCGCUUGAAAAGCUCCUUCCGCAUAUUCGUGGAAACGUUGGCUUCGUCUUUACUCGCGGAGAUCUGAUCGAAGUGAGAGACAAGCUCUUGGAGAACAAGGUCAGAGCACCAGCCAGAGCAGGUGCUAUUGCACCAUUGAGCGUAAUUAUUCCUGCUCAGAACACUGGUCUCGGACCUGAGAAGACAUCCUUCUUCCAAGCUCUGAGCAUUCCUACCAAGAUUUCCAAGGGUACCAUCGAAAUUAUUAACGAUGUACACAUUUUGAAACCAGGUGACAAAGUAGGUGCUUCCGAAGCCACUCUCCUCAACAUGUUGAACAUCUCUCCGUUUUCGUACGGUUUAAUCGUCGAACAAGUAUACGAUUCUGGCACUAUCUUCGCGCCAGAAAUUCUAGACAUCAAACCGGAAGAUCUCCGGGAGAAGUUCAUGGCCGGAGUCGCAAACCUUGCUGCCGUUUGCCUAGCCAUCGGCUAUCCUACGAUAGCGAGCGCUCCUCACAGCAUUGCCAAUGGAUUCAAGAAUCUAUUGGCGAUUGCUGCAGUCACCGAGGUCGAAUUCCGUGAAGCGGCUACGAUCAAGGAGUACAUCAAGGACCCGAGCAAGUUUGCUGCCGCAGUUACCGUUGCUGCACCAGCUGCGGCUGCUGCCGAAGCACCUGCUGCCGAGAAGAAGGAAGAGAAGAAAGAGGAAUCCGAGUCCGAAGACGAGGAUAUGGGAUUCGGUCUCUUCGAUUAAAACGUAUACCGUUACGUGAUGUGAUUACGUAAUGUUAACGAACCAGACCUUCGAAGGUGUUCAAAACGUUGGAAUAAAAAAAAUGAUUUCUGA